CUGACACACCACAACCCAGAAUAGGAAGCAUGCAGAGCACAGAACAUGUACCAACUCCAUGCAUAGGUGUCCCCCGCAGUGGCUGAUGCCUGUCACCUGCUAGGCACCGUUAUAUGUACGUAUAUUCACAGCAAGCAGCUAUAGGGCUCUAUUUUACAGUAAUAUACACAGUUUAGGGUAUAGUGCACAGUCUCGGGGUGAGAUAACAUGGCUCUGCUGUGUGUUUCCUACCAAUCGUCCAUUAAGAAGAUGGUUCUGGUGGCAUCAUCGCAACUACAGAGAGUGCGAAGGAUCCAUGACAGCCCAUUCCAGCUGCCGUCACAUACUAGUGGGCACAGAACAUCGCUGCUCAAUGGAUGCAAAUCUAGACUUCAAUCACGCCCAAGCUGGGUGCGAGCUCACAGCACAAAGAGCAGCUCUCUGUCCAUCACUGAUGUGGCCGAGAAAAUAAAGGAGGGCUUUUACAGCCGUAUAUUAGUCAUGGCUGGCGCUGGUAUCAGUACGGACAGUGGGAUUCCAGAUUUCAGGUCUCCUACUAGUGGACUGUACAGUAAAUUGCAGGAUUAUUCCCUCCCAUACCCUGAAGCUAUAUUUGAUCUAAGCUACUUUUUACAUGAACCCAGUCCCUUUUUACGCCUUUCCCAAGAGCUGCUCCCAGGGCGUCAUCCUCCCAAUUCAGCGCAUUACUUUCUACGCCUUCUCCAUGACAAAGGAAUAUUGCUACGUCUCUACACGCAGAACAUUGAUGGACUGGAGAGAGCUGCCGGCAUUCCUGCUGAGAAGUUGGUAGAAGCCCAUGGCACAUUUGCCUCAUCCACGUGUACCAUGUGCCUUAAAGAGUACCCUGGAGAAACCUUCUGUGACGCUGUAACAAAGUCUCAAGUUCCUCACUGUUCAGCUUGUGGCGGUCUUAUCAAACCCGACAUCGUAUUUUUUGGAGAGCAGCUACCUGCCCGUUUCUUUCUCCACCUGACUGAUUUUCCCAGGGCGGAUCUCCUGUUUGUCAUGGGCACCUCACUUGAGGUGGAACCAUUUGCCAGUCUGGUGUACGCAGUUCGUAGCUCUACACCACGAGUCCUUAUCAAUCGUGACCCUGUGGGACCUUUUCUGGACAAAUCAGAUGGGCUCAAUGUGAUGGAGCUAGGAGAUGUCACCAGUGGGGUGAAGCGCCUUGUGCAUCUACUGGGUUGGGAACGUGAACUGGAAGAACUCGAAAAAAAUACCAAGAACUUUGAUAACACAACUGAAGACCUUCAUCCCUGACCUCGGCAUGAAUCUGAGACCAGCCUGCUGGAGAUGAGAUACACCAUGACAUGUCCAGACGUAUUUGUAGGGUUCAAAUAUAUAAAGUCACAAAGAGAGGAAAGGAGUUUAAGCCACAGACAUUGUUUUCUUCCUGGUGCCUGAGGGGGCCCAAGGGCCACCAUUAUUAUAAAUAGGACUUGGUAGGUGGGGGCCCUAUUAAAGAUUUUUCAUUUUCACACAGGAGCUUUAAAGGUGUUUUCCAGUUUGCAUCAUUUCUGACAAUAGCAGUAACUUUGUAAUGUAUUUCUUAUACAGUUAUUACUGCUAUCCCCCGUUCUGGGCUGUGGUCACAUGACCAUGUCCAUGCAGCUCUUUCUUAUUUCCUGUGAUGUCCUAUCCAUGGGCGUGCAGUGAUAGGGGAGUGUUUAUGAAAAUAGAUUGGUGGGAGGAGCUAUAAACUAGCUGCACAUUGUUAGGGGCACUGCAGUGAUAGGGAGUGUCUAUGUAACUAGCUGGUGGGAGGAGCUAUAAACUAGCUGCACAUUGUUAGGGGCACUGCAGUGAUAGGGAGUGUCUAUGUAACUAGCUGGUGGGAGGAGCUAUAAACUAGCUGGGCGUUGUUAGGGGCGGUGCUGGAGCCGUGGCAGAGAAAGGAGAAGUGCAUCAUGGGUUUGGUUGGAUACAGCAACAGGAAAUGCUACAUAUGGGAUGGAAACAAACCAGAGUAAAUUGUUUACAUGUUCAAAGGUCUGGAAAGCUCAAAUUGUAAAAAAAAAAAAAAAAAGCCGGAAAAGAUGUACAAGAAACUACAU
Messenger RNA from Bufo gargarizans (Asiatic toad), 2057 nucleotides. RefSeq names its product sirtuin 3 (gene SIRT3). NCBI's taxonomy places the organism in Eukaryota, Metazoa, Chordata, Amphibia, Anura, Bufonidae. Bases 208 to 1263 code for a protein of 351 amino acids. Gene Ontology annotation, molecular function: histone deacetylase activity, NAD-dependent; NAD+ binding. The record is from RefSeq and is a predicted model, not a curated record. The transcript has 8 exons.